Molecule: messenger RNA, 1630 nt
Organism: Branchiostoma belcheri (Belcher's lancelet)
Lineage: Eukaryota; Metazoa; Chordata; Leptocardii; Amphioxiformes; Branchiostomatidae
Product: cytochrome P450 2U1-like
Exons: 7
Coding region: 2-1522 (506 amino acids)
Biological process (GO): xenobiotic metabolic process
Cellular component (GO): cytoplasm; intracellular membrane-bounded organelle
Molecular function (GO): iron ion binding; heme binding; oxidoreductase activity, acting on paired donors, with incorporation or reduction of molecular oxygen, reduced flavin or flavoprotein as one donor, and incorporation of one atom of oxygen
Source: RefSeq, a predicted model, not a curated record
AAUGGCUGCCAUGCAGUUCUUCGCGUCUCUUGUUGGUGAAAACCUAAUCUUGCAGACAACUCUGGUUCUUUUGGUGGUGUUCUUUGUGACUGUCUGGUUCCUCAGUCAUGUCCGCUCCCCCAAGAACCUCCCGCCCGGUCCCAGGGGAUGGCCUGUCGCCGGUAAUAUCUUCUCUUUCGCUACGGGGCACCGUGCUCUGACGAUGACUGAGUGGGCGGAGACGUACGGACCAGUCUACCGGAUACAGCUGGGGAAUCAGACGAUGGUUGUGCUAUCCGGAUAUGACGUCAUUUAUGAGGCUUUGGUGAAGACAGCAGAAGAUUUUUCCAGCAGACCAGUGAACGCCAUAACAUCGAUUGUCAACCCACAGAGGCUAGGCAUCAUCACGGCCCCUUUCGGCACUGCGUGGAAAGAGCACCGGAAGUUCACCCUGAUGUCUCUGCGGGAGUUCGGCUUCGGGAAGAGGAGUCUGGAGGGGAAGAUCCUGGCGGAGUCGGAGGCUCUACAGGCAGAAAUCCUGAGGAUGGGAGGCGGGCCGUUCGACAUCGGCCGCAUGGUGCAGAAUGCAGUCACCAAUGUCAUCUGUUCUAUUGUGUUUGGAUCAAGGUUUGAUUACAACGACGACAAGUUUACACGCUUGAUGGACGCUCUUGACCGAGGAUUUGCCUUCAACUUUUUUGGUCAACUGGCGGUCUUUUUCCCCAUCUUACGACACGUUCCGGGAAUGGGGCGAGGUCCGAAACUUAUUCAAGACGUCCUGGGUGUCGUCAGAGGCUACAUUAAAGAAGAAAUGGAUUCCCACAAGGAAACAUUCGAUGCCAAUGACAUCCGGGACCUUAUCGACUCAUACGUCAGGGAAACCAAGUCUCACGAGAACAACGGCGAGACUACGUUCACUGACGAGUACACAGAACUAGUCCUUUUUGACAUGUUCAUCGCCGGUUCUGAAACAACCUCCACUACUCUGUACUGGGCCUUUCUGUAUAUGAUUCUCAACCCGGAUAUCCAACGAAAGGUCCAAGCUGAGAUCCACGCUGUCCUGGGACACGACCAGCAGCCGUCCACCGCCCACCGUGCGCAGCUGCCGUACACAGACGCCGUGCUGACGGAGGUGGCGCGCAUGGGCACCAUCCUGCCGACUAGCGUCUUCCACGCCACGUCACGUGACACCAGUUUCCAUGGUUACCACAUUCCAGAGGAGACGACGGUGCUGCCCAACCUGUGGUCAGUGCACUACGACCCGGAACAUUUCCCCAACCCCGAAAGAUUCGACCCCGGUCGCUUCUUGGACGCCCAGGGGCGAUACCAGAGGGACGACCACGUCAUUCCUUUUGGUGUCGGUCCGCGCAUGUGCCUGGGUAAACAGCUGGCUGAGAUGGAGCUCUUCGUCUUCUUCACGUCCCUGCUGCAGCACUUCACUUUCAAACUGCCAGAGGGCGCCACUAAGCCGUCCAUCACAGGGAUCUUCGGCAUAACGAACUCGCCCAAGAAGUUCGAAAUGGUUGCUGAGCCAAUAGCUUGAGUUACUGUCUCGUUAUAUGAUUACAUUCGCCAAGAAUUGACGAAGGUUAUGUUUUCCUGGCCGUGUGUCUGUGUGUCUGUCUGUCUGUCUGUCUGUCAACAGCAUAAC